AACUCGGACUCGACACUUCACCACCCACUCACAUCAGCGUCGACAACAUGGGCACAAUUGCCUUCGCUCACAACUCCGGUUUCCACGCCCGCUCCAAACACAUAGAUAUCCGGUACCAUUUCAUUCGAGACACCAUCACCUCUCACGAGGUUUCAGUUUCCCACGUGCCUACGAACGAGAACGCAGCGGACAUUCUUACGAAAGGGCUAGCACGAAACAAGCACGAACAUUUCAUUGAAGCACUGGGCAUGUAUCGCGCUUGAGGGGGAGUGUUGACGAUCGCAUUAGUCAUUAGUAAUGAUAAGUAAUGAGCAAUUACUUAUCAUUACUUAUCUUACUACCGCCCUCUGGCUUGUUCCACCACCUUCUAGAUAAUGUAGAUAUUUAGUAUAUAUACAGGACGUAGUCUACAGAAU
Mycena citricolor is the source of this 416-nucleotide messenger RNA. NCBI's taxonomy places the organism in Eukaryota, Fungi, Basidiomycota, Agaricomycetes, Agaricales, Mycenaceae. The record is from the annotation of a GenBank genome assembly.